AUGAAGUUGAAGAUCAGUGAGGUCAAUGAAAAAGAUAGAAUAAUAAAAUUAGAUAAUGAUAAUUGUACUCUCCAAGAUUUGUUAAAUGAGGUAGGUAAGGAUGCUGUAGAAACCUAUGGAUACAAGUUAAGUUAUGGGUAUCCCUUAAAGACGAUAGUUGUAGGGGACGAUAAUAUAAACUCUCUUUUAUCAACUUUAAAUAUUACAAAUGGGGAUAAGAUAUUCUUAAGGGAUACUGAAAAUAAAAAAGUUAAGCAAGAUCCAAUAUCUGAGUUAAUAAGCUUUAAAGAAAAGACAGUUAGUGUUAAAAAGGUUCCGGACGAUAAUUCGUGUUUAUUUCAUUGUUUAUCAUAUUCAAUAUAUGGUAAUAUGAACUACAGUACUCAGAUUCGAAGACAGAUAAGUGAAUAUAUAAAGAAUCACCCACUAGAAUAUAAUGAUCCUGCUAUAUUAGAUGGCAAGACAAUUGAACAGUACUGUCAAUGGAUUGAAGAUUAUAAUUCAUGGGGUGGGUAUAUCGAACUAUCAAUAAUUCCGAGAAUAUAUGAAAACGUUACAAUUUGGAUAUGUGACAUUAUUAAUAAUUAUAUUGAUAAGAUAACAACGCCAACUACUACAGAAAAAUAUGAAAAUGAUAUUAACAGUGGAUCAAUAUUUUAUCAGAAUCAAAUUAUUGUAUUACUGUAUAACGGAAUACAUUAUGAUUUGAUAGUAGGGCCGGUAGAUGGACAAUAUAAUUUUAGAUUUGAUGAUAAUGAAUGGUUAAAUAAGCAGUGUUACGAAAUUAUGGAAAAAUAUAAAAAUAGAACAUUUGAUUCUAAAAGAGUUGAGAUUAAAUGCAAACAAUGUGGAGUAAUUCUAGUUGGAGAAAAGAAUGUCAGUGAACAUGCAAUGAAAACUUUGCAUUACGAUUUUGCUCAACUAUAA
This is a messenger RNA of Arxiozyma heterogenica, 927 nucleotides long. RefSeq names its product ubiquitin-specific protease OTU1 (gene OTU1). Lineage: Eukaryota; Fungi; Ascomycota; Saccharomycetes; Saccharomycetales; Saccharomycetaceae. Gene Ontology annotation, molecular function: cysteine-type deubiquitinase activity. Gene Ontology annotation, biological process: protein deubiquitination; endoplasmic reticulum unfolded protein response. The coding region runs from base 1 to 927 and encodes 308 amino acids. The transcript has a single exon. The record is from RefSeq and is a predicted model, not a curated record. Gene Ontology annotation, cellular component: cytosol; nucleus.